AUGCCCGUCCCCGAGUCCGAAUACCUGAGUCCGGUAUGGAAGGAUGGAAUCUUCAGUGAGUUGGCCCGAGUCCGCAGCUACUUCGGGACUGACCAGAUUGGCACAGAUGACAGGGUCGCCUUUGUCACCGGCGGCGCCGGAAGUAUUUGUAGUGCCCAAACCCGCGCUCUCGUCCGCCUCGGAGCAAAUGCCUGCAUCAUCGGCCGCAACGUCGAAAAGACAGAGGCCAUGGCCAAGGACCUGGCUACUGCCAGGCCGGGUGCCAAGGUUAUCGGCAUCGGUGGUUGUGAUGUGAGAAAUCCCCAGAGCCUGCAGGACGCCGCAGACAGGUGUGCCAAGGAACUCGGAAGCAUCGACUUUGUCAUUGCGGGUGCUGCUGGCAACUUCGUCGCACCCUUGUCCGGCAUGAGCCCCAACGCCUUCAAGGCCGUUAUCGAUAUUGACGUCCUGGGUACCUUUAACACCAUUAAGGCCACCAUCCCUUACCUGGUUGAGUCGGCAAAGAAGAACCCUACACCCAGCAAGGACGGCCGCACAGGCGGUCGCAUCAUUUUCGUCUCGGCGACUUUCCACUGGACGGGUAUGCCGCUGCAGGCCCAUGUGUCGGCCGCCAAGGCCGCUGUCGACGCCCUCAUGGCCUCGGUGACGUUGGAGUACGGCCCCUUUGGGGUCACGAGCAAUGUCAUUGCCCCGGGUCCGAUCAAGGACACGGAGGGCAUGCAGCGGUUGGCCAGCAGCCAGCAGGACCAGUCCAAGGCCGACGCCCAGGUACCGCAGGGUCGGUGGGGCAUUGUUCGAGACAUUGCCGACUCCACUGUCUAUCUGUUCAGCGACGCCGGCAACUUUGUCAACGGUCAGGCGAUCCCUGUUGACGGUGGUUCCUGGAGACGGGGAGGUGCGCUGGCAGUGGGAACCGACGAGAACAUGAAAUAUCCGGAUUUUCUCCUGAAGGGAGAGUUCUCGAAGCACGUCAAGAGUGGACGCAAGAAGGAUGCCAAGCUUUAG
This is a messenger RNA of Colletotrichum spaethianum, 1005 nucleotides long. RefSeq names its product peroxisomal 2,4-dienoyl-CoA reductase SPS19. The coding region runs from base 1 to 1005 and encodes 334 amino acids. Gene Ontology annotation, biological process: fatty acid catabolic process. The record is from RefSeq and is a predicted model, not a curated record. NCBI's taxonomy places the organism in Eukaryota, Fungi, Ascomycota, Sordariomycetes, Glomerellales, Glomerellaceae. The transcript has 3 exons. Gene Ontology annotation, molecular function: 2,4-dienoyl-CoA reductase (NADPH) activity.